AUGUCAUAUCGAGGAGAAAAUUCAACCAUCCGCAAUCGUUUAGGUGCACGUGGUGGUCGUGAAGGUGGCCUUGGAGGUGGCCAUGGAAGUGGCCAUGGAGGUGGUCGUGGAGGUGGCCUUGGAGCUGGUCCACGGGUCACCCAACACACACAUGAUACCUUUGAUGAUGAUGAAACUCAAGGUCCAGACUCUCAAGAGUUGGUUCCUGAUUCACAAGAAUAUGAAGAAUCUGAGAAUACUGGAGUGAUUUGGAUGGCACCGGGUGAACUUUGGUUUGAUCAUAGUUCCAUUUCCCGGGAUAUUACUAACGUCAUCCAGCAAUAUUUCAAGAGUCCUUGGACGUGUUACACCCAAGUUGACAAGGAUACAAAAGAGCAUUGGUUCACCUUGUUCAAGAGAACCUAUAAAUGGUUGCCUGAGUUUGAUCACCUUGCUGUGCAUGAUUACCAUGCAAAUGCAUUCAAACGAGUCAGGGACAUGCAUUACCAGGUCACAAAAAGAAUGAGUGGGAGGAAGCCAGUUUGGAUGCCUGAUGAAGUGCAUGCAGAAAUGAUGAAGUUUGUGGAUGUUGAUGGUGAAUUCAAGAAAAGAUCUGAGCGGGCCAAGAAAAAUAGGAGAGGGGGUUCAUUGACCAACAAGGUCGAACCCUCACAUUUCCAAGGUUCCAUUUCAACAACUGAGGCUGCAAAGAAGAUGGCAAAGGAAAAUGGAGGUAAAAUGCCUACAGCCGGUGAAUUGUACUUGAAGACGCACACGAAGGAGGUGCCGGGUAAAGGGAAAGUCCUUUGUAGUAGCAAAGCAAAGCAAAUCAAGGAAGCAUACGAAAAGAAUGUUGCUGAAUGCCGUGAAAAAGGCAUUAAUAAAGAUCCCAAUCAAAUCUACUUUGAGACAGUAGGUGGGAGAAAAAAGGGAAAAGUUCCUGGUCUAGGGAGUGGAGCAGCUCUAUAUUAUGAACCAUCUACUAGAAGGGGUGGUAGUUCUUCUAGCUCAUACACUCCAUCUAUGUAUUCUCAACUCUCAGCCCGUUUGGAAGAAACUCAACAACAGCUGUCUCAAAAAUCCAUUGAGUUUGAAACAACAAAAGCUGAGAUGAUAAAAGCUAUGGAUGAUGAGAGACUCCAGAGGCAAAGGGAGAGAGAAGAAGAGCGAAAGGAGAGAGAACAAGAGCGACUAGAGCGUCAGAGGGACGUCGCCGAGUUGAAAAGGACAAUGGAGUCCUAUGAGAGGAUGUUCAGUCAGUGUUCUGGUUUUCCUUUCUCGCAGUCGCAGGACCCUCGAGAUCCCAGUGGCGGCGGGAAACCUUUGUGCUAGGUAGUUAGUAUUUAUUUAUGAGUUUGAACUAAUUGUGCUAGGUACUUAGUAUUUAUGUAUGUAUGAGUUUGAACUAAUUGUGCUAGGUACUUAGUAUUUAUGUAUGUAUGAGUUUGAACGGAUUGCAACAUGUUUAACAGGUUUGAACUAAUUGCAAUAUGUUUAACAGGUUGGAACAUCAACAUGAGUUUUGUUGGUUGAGUUUGAACAGGGUUGUCAUACGAUUGUACAGGUCAUAAGACAAUUGUUCCUGCAUACUAUUUGC
Spinacia oleracea (spinach) is the source of this 1576-nucleotide messenger RNA. RefSeq lists its product as uncharacterized. The record is from RefSeq and is a predicted model, not a curated record. Lineage: Eukaryota; Viridiplantae; Streptophyta; Magnoliopsida; Caryophyllales; Amaranthaceae. Bases 1 to 1311 code for a protein of 436 amino acids. The transcript is spliced from 6 exons.